Molecule: messenger RNA, 6565 nt
Organism: Vidua chalybeata
Lineage: Eukaryota; Metazoa; Chordata; Aves; Passeriformes; Viduidae
Gene: GPR107
Product: G protein-coupled receptor 107
Exons: 18
Coding region: 35-1702 (555 amino acids)
Biological process (GO): clathrin-dependent endocytosis
Cellular component (GO): membrane; Golgi apparatus; clathrin-coated vesicle
Molecular function (GO): clathrin heavy chain binding
Source: RefSeq, a predicted model, not a curated record
GUGGCGCGCGGGGGACGCUGACGCUGGAACAAAGAUGGCGGCCCGCGGCGCUGGGGCCGUGCUGGGGCUGCUGCUGCUGCUGCUGCUCCGCGCGGGCCCGGCCCGCGCCCGCGUCCACCACCUCACCCUCAAAGAUGAUGUGAGGCAGAAAGUGCACCUGAAUACCUUUGGCUUCUUCAAGGAUGGUUUCAUGAGAGUGAAUGUCAGCAACCUUUCCCUGAAGCCAGAACCGAGCCCUGAUGACUUGAAGACUUUAUCAGUGGGAUUCAGCUUGGAUCGAACAAGGAAUGAUGGUUUCUCCACUUACCUGGAUGAAGAAGUGGAUUAUUGUAUCUUGAAGAAGACUCCAGAGCCAGAUGUCUCUGUUGUAAUCUUACUCCUGGAGAUCCAAAAGAAAGUUGUGAAAGUACGGUUCUCUUCAGAAGCUGCUUCUUUGUUACCUAAAAUUUUAUUUGUAUCUGAGGAAAAUGGUACUGCCUUAAAUACCAAGCUGCUAAAAACAUCUGAACUGAGCAGUGAUUCUGAUAAAAAUCCUCCAAAGACCAAUGAAAAUGCAGGUGACAAAGAUAAGAAGUCCAAAAGAAGUACAACAUCCUCCCAGAGCAUGGUAGAACAAGAACAUCCUGUACGCAGUGACGAAGGAACUUACUCAUUUCAGUUCUUUUUUAACAUCAGCUCGGAUAAACAAGAAGGUCUCUACAGCCUCUAUUUCCAUAAGUGUGUUGGCAAGAAAGGGCCAGCUAAUGAUCAGCUGCUGUUUAGUCUUGAUAUAGAUAUUACGGAAAAGAAUCCUGAAAGCUACCUCUCAGCAGGUGAAAUCCCACUGCCAAAACUUUACAUUUCCAUGGCUCUCUUCUUUUUCCUUUCUGGGACUGUAUGGAUCCACAUACUUCGUAAACGCAGAAAUGAUGUCUUUAAGAUCCACUGGCUCAUGGCAGCCCUUCCUUUCACCAAAUCAUUGUCCUUAGUCUUCCAUGCGAUCGACUAUCAUUACAUCUCUUCUCAGGGAUUUCCCAUCGAGGGUUGGGCUGUUGUUUAUUACAUCACUCACCUACUGAAGGGAGCUCUUCUGUUCAUCACUAUUGCCCUCAUUGGUACAGGCUGGGCUUUCAUUAAACACAUCCUGUCAGAUAAAGACAAAAAAAUUUUCAUGAUUGUCAUCCCACUUCAGGUACUGGCAAACGUGGCCUACAUUAUCAUAGAGUCAACAGAGGAGGGGACAACUGAGUAUGGACUGUGGAAAGAAAUCCUUUUCCUGGUGGACUUGCUGUGCUGUGGAGCCAUCCUGUUCCCAGUGGUAUGGUCAAUAAGACAUUUGCAAGAGGCUUCAGCAACAGAUGGGAAAGCUGCCAUUAACCUAGCAAAGCUGAAGCUCUUCAGACAUUACUAUGUCAUGAUUGUGUGUUACAUUUACUUCACACGGAUCAUUGCAAUUCUCAUAAAGAUUGCUGUUCCAUUCCAGUGGAAAUGGCUGUACCAGCUCCUGGAUGAAAUGGCCACACUGGUGUUCUUUGUCCUCACUGGGUACAAGUUCCGUCCAGCAUCAGACAACCCUUACCUACAGCUCUCUCAAGAUGAUGAGGAUGACUUGGAGAUGGAAGCUGUGGUGACGACUUCAGGAGUAAUGGAGGGCAUGAAGAAAGUCAAGAAAGUGGUGAAUGGUUCAGCAGAGCCUCAGGGCGAAUGGGAAAGCACAGCAUGAUGGACUGGACUAAGGCAGCACUUUCAGAGAAACUUUUUUAAUUUAUUAAUAUUACUCUCAGUGGAAAGGGAGCAACUUGCACUCCCCACCACUGAAACUGCAGAGUGGGGUGUGGCUAGGGAGAGCAAAGCAGUGCAGAAAUAUAACAAUUCCUUUGAUCAUAAGAAAAUGGGAUCUCCUGGUACCUGCAAGGAGUGUGAAGCUUUCCUAGGGAUUUUGGGUAGCUUUUUUCCCCCCUUUCUGGAUCGGUUCUUUAUUCUGAAUUGUUGCGUUCCUCAGAAUGUGUAAUACUAAUGUGAAGAGGGAUCUUCAGUGUGUAUGUAAAGAAUAUAUUUUAUAUAAUGCUUAUAUAUAUACACACACACACACUUGCUUUGUAACAUGAAUGCUGGGACUUGCAAAGCCUGUCAGAAGGUGGGAAAAGAAGAUAAAGACAUGUAAGUAUUUUUUUUUUCUUUUUAUAAACUCUCCUUUUGGCUUGGAUGGAACAUUGCAAAACAAAUGGAUAGGAACAACUGCAGUUAUUUGAGAGACUGAACGGGUAUUGGAUCAGAUGACUUCUGCCACUGCUCAUGCAAGUGGGAAAGGUGAUAAGUAUCUUGUCUUAUGCCUGCAGGUGUCCACCUGAAUGUGUCAGGUUUUCAGAUGUGUUGCUAUACAGGAAAUGAGUGACUAUUCUCCAUUAAAGCACUAAGCCCAUAGUGCAAUAAGCAUUUAUGUACAUUCUCCACUGUCCAUGGAGUUGCUCUUGACUCACCCCCACCUGACAAGAAGUACACAAGAGAUGUAAGACUGAUGCUUGCUUUUUAGGGGUCUGCCUAAAUGUUUAUUUUCAAGCUGUGACCCAGAGCACAUUGGUUUGCUUCAUAAAAUAUUUUCAAGGUAUUUCAAAAGUCACUCCUUUCUGGCACAGUAUAAACAGUACCAGACUCUCCAGUGGAAAUUUGUCUAGCCAUUUUACUGCAGCAUAAAUCUCUGGUUCACAGUUACUCUUGAGUUACUGGGCCACUCUGGAUGGCUAUUUGUACCUCUCUGGCUGUGUGGGAUUAACAGCACUGCUGUUUGAGAUGAGCUGAACUGGCCAAAGUGGUAUUGCCAUCAAAACCAGGCAACUAUAACUCCCAGUCCUAAAUGUUUUGGGGUUUUUUUGUCAGGAGAGGAGAAGAUUAUGACCAGAACCUCGAUGCAGAGGAAUAUGGAAUCCUUGACUGUUAGCUGCAGACUUGCAGUGGAGUCUUAACAGACACAUUCCAAAAUGCCACGUGUGUUUUCUCUGUAGUCCCUGGGGUUGUCAGUAGGGCAGUUGGUGUCCAGAGCUGUAGUAGUGAAAAUGGGUGCUCAUCUGGGAGAGGAUGGAAGUGGCUCACUGGUGGAAUGAGGAUUAGCUUUAACAAAAAUAAAUCAGCUGUAGGUCACUGACCCACUGAAGCCUUAAUAUUCAUGCAGACACACUGACAUGUGGUGCUGAGGAGCCAAGUGCUUCUGCCAGGGUGUCAGGGAGAGGCAUCAGCAGAGCUCUGGAUGUGCCAGCAUCGCUUACAGACUUGUUCAGGAAUUGGUUUUAUUUUAGUCUGCAAGCUGAGAAGGAGGAUUUCCUCCAGAAUCUUGAGCCACUUCCUCAUUCCUGAGCAGGGAUUGUGGAGCUCUUGGGGAGCUGUCUGCACCAAGCCUUGCUAUUUGAGGAGCAGCAUCCCCUUCCCCCAUUGCCACUUCUUUUCCCAGGUGUUGGUUCUAUGCACCAUGGAGGUGGUAGAAACAGAUCUACCUGCUUUGAUACCUGGAACUGCUUUCUCUUCAGAUGAAGCACAAGAAGAAGAGCAUCUGUCUCUGGCUGCAGAAUCCUCUUUUGUUUUCCUCCUCAGCUGUAACUUCACAGUUAUCCCAGCAGUGAUGGUUUGACUUUGCUGUCAUUGCCUUGCAGUGAGACAGUUUUAGUGAGGAGAGAUCCUGUACCACUGGAAAGGCUGUUUGGUGACCUAUGGGCCUUUAGGCCUUCUGGAGGAAGAAAUCUACGUAUUUAGCCUGAAGUGUGAGAAAUUGGAUCAUAAACACAUGCAGUCCCAGCUCUUACAUUUAAAUGCAAUACCUGGAAAAACUUAUCCUCUGCAGUUACUCUAUCCCUUGUGAUUCCCUGCAUCCAAAGGGCUGCUCAAACAGGCUGUAAAGUUUGUUCAGAGAAGCCCACUGAAGUCUUGAAGUGUGUUGGCACUGAGGUAUGUAAGGGAUAAGGAACAAAGUGCAUCUGGACAAUGCUAUUCUGGAGCCUGUUAAUCCUUUUGUGAAUGAGAUGUGAAAUUGUCAUAGGUGUGGCAUUUCACCCAGAACCACGAGGGCUGUGCUGUAAUCCCAGGGAAUGCUGAGCUGGUUCCAAACAGCUGCCUGUUCCAUACCUGAGCACCAAUGGAGUUGACAACUUGGCAAGUGCUGUUACCUUAGUCUCAGGUUUUGUUUGGUUUUUUUUUAAUAUGCACUUUUUUUGCUAAAGUUGCAUAUGGUGUAGGUUUAUCUGCCAAGUCCCUGGCUCACCAGUCAAAGGCCAAAAAAUGGGUCAUUUCUUUUUGUCUUGGCAUGAAAACCUACAGCAGUAUUCUGGAAGUUUUACAAGAGCUUUUUCCAAGUUCAGCCCUGAGCUUCAGCAGUCAGCUCCACAACCAGCUUCUGCUGGUGCUUUUCACAGGAUGCCAAGCAGCAGGAAAUGGUCAGACCUGAGCAUUAGGAAGGGAAAUCAAAGUCAUGGACAAGUCAAAACCCAAAAGAUUCUUAUUGUGGCCAUUUCCAAAAUGAAUUUUCUCUGGUGCAAUUCCUUGGAUCAGGACAGAAAGCCUGUCUUGAUGGAUGGGAUGGCAGCUGGGAAGUUGGAGGGUGGAGGGGAUAGCUGCAGUUCUGCUUUUCUCCAGCACAGCUGGUGCUGCACUGCAAAUCAUCAAAGACAGGACUACUCCCUCCCCUCCUUCCCAGGCAAACCCACAGCUGCAUGACUGGCACUGCAUAACUCCAGGGCUAGUGGAGUGCAGCAGCUUGGAGCUCCCCAGGCAGGAUAAUCAGUGCUUGCCUUUCACUUGCUGAUGGCUGUUUAUCUGGUAGGAAGCUCUGCCUCUCACAGGGAGGGAAGUAGAGGAGCUGUUGUGGAUUACAGGUCGUUUAGGGAUGUGCAGCUUUGCUUCCCUGCUUUUACUGAAGUGAGGAGCUGAAGCAAUCGCCAACAGUACCCAGCAGCAGAGUGGCAGGAGUCCUGGAACACCAGGUCUGCUGCAAUGGGAAUAAAUGGUUUGAAUGCUUUCCUGUAUGCUGCUGCAACUGAGCACUCAGUCCCCUCUGCAAACAAAAACGAGAUUGGUUCAGUCUUCACUUUAAUGCAGGUUAUGCCCCAGUAAAUCCCUGUGGAUGCUGACAUGCACAUGCCACUGCUGCACUCCUCCUUCAGCUGCUCAGCAGGCUGUCUUCCAGAGGAAGCCUCCUUGCAGCGCAACUGCCAGACUCUUGCAUUCUUCAGGCUGGAAAAUGUUUUCCUUGAUGGUUCAUCAAGAGACAUACUAAAAGAAAGCAAGACAUAAUGGGGUCAUGUGGAACAGUGCUGCUGCCUGCUCGGAGUGGAGCAGUUGGAGUUGAAGAAGCCACAUGCUGUCCUGUUAAGAUGCUCUUUCAUGUUGUUGUCUAACUGGGUGUGUUGUGAUGUGUGCAGUGCAUUGUUCAGUGUUUCUCUCCAGCUCAGUGCCCUGAUCCUGGAUUUCCAUGCUGGCAUGCCCUGGGAGAGCAUGUUGUAAAAAUUUGCUGCAUUGCAGCAUUUUGUCUGGAGCUCCUAGUGUGGAAGAUGUAUUUUCUCUAAGCUGAGUGGACUCUCUCUGGCAUGAGUGUGCAUCCACCAUGUGUCCUUGGGCACUGUAGCAUUCCUUCUGGCCGUGAAAGGCCAUAUCCUGAUCACUCCAGUGUGCACAUCUGGUGCAAGUCCUGUAGAAGAUUUUUUGUGUUAAGUCUUUUUUUUCUUACCGUGUGUUCCUCUUAGAGAAAAGUAGCUGAGCCACUGACAAUCAAAUGGAUGAGAAGGGAGGGGAUUUUGUUGUUUAUUUGAAAACUGCCCAAUUUGAAGCAAAUACUGGGUACUGUAGGCUCUAUUGAGCUCUGAGAACUGGAGUUCUCUAGUUAUUAAGGAGAGGGAAGGGAAUCUUUCUUCCUUUAGCCUACUUGGUUUGUCUCCUUCGAUUUGGCCUGUCAUGCUAGCUAACAGAUUGCUGUCACUUUACAGAAGAUGUUUUAUAGCUCCUGUGUUAUGGUCUGUGCUUCAGUCAUAGUGCACGUCCCCAUUUUUCACCUGUGUACAAAGAGUGAGGAGCUGGGGUCUGCAGGAGUGGGAGGUGCAGUGAGGUUUGAACAUAGUGGGACUCACACUGAAACUGUGACCUGGUGUGUAGUGUCAGUAGCCUCAAUGUUUCAUGAAAGCUGAGGUGGUGCUGCCCAGAGACACUUGACCAAUGUUUCUUUGUGUUCCCUGGGGCUGAUACGCUGUAAAACGUUCUAAAUUGAAUUAAUUUGGCUUAUUUUUUGUAGCUGCUGGAUACAAUACUUUUGGGCUGAUUAAUCACUUUUCCUUAGCAAUGUGGGGAAGCUGUGCAUUUUCUCUUUGUAGUAUCUUGCCUGGAUAUAGCAAUGAUCCAGUGAGAGCUGCAUAUGAUCUGUGCUCCCAAGUGGCUGGAACAGGAUGUAGGAAAAUACCAGUACUCAGGUGUUGAGUGGUGUAGGAAGAAAGUGGCUGAGAAAAGAGUCACUCCUUUAUAGGCUGACUGGCUCAAGAACCCAUUUAUGUUUUGACUGCAGCAAUCCUCUAGAAAGGACAAUUCUUAAUAAAUAUUUCCCUGUGGGAUUUCA